AUGUCGACGUCACAAACUCUCGGCGGCGCAACCAGAUGCGGCCGUGUAAUCGGUCCUUCCUUAGACAAAAUCAUCAAAAACGCAGCGUGGCGUAAACACACAUACCUCGUCUCUUCAUGUAAAUCCGUUCUCGAUAAGCUCGAAUCUCUUCCCGACGACUUUCACGAUCCUUUCUCCGUCGUCUCCGGACUCUCCACUACCGACGCAGAUUCCGUUCUCCAGCCAUUCCUCUUCUCUCUCGAUUCCGGUUAUUCAAAAGUCGUCGAACCAGCUCUCGAUUGCGCGUUCAAACUCUUCUCUCUCUCAAUCCUCCGCGGCGAGAUCCAAUCAUCGAAACAAGAUUCAAUCCUCUUCAAGCUCGUUAACGCCGUCUCUAAAGUCGGCGCGAUUGCCGAAGAACCGAUUCAACUCGCCGUUCUUCGGAUUCUCCUCGCCGCAGUCAGAUCUCCUUGCGUUUUGAUCCGCGGCGAUUGUUUGUUACACGUCGUGAAGACUUGUUACAAUAUCUACCUCGGUGGAUUAAACGGUACGACUCAGAUCUGUGCGAAAUCGGUAUUAGCACAGAUGAUGCUUGUGAUAUUCACAAGAUCCGAAGAAGAUUCGCUCGAUGUUUCUGUGAAAACGAUUUACGUCAAUGAGUUAUUAACGUUUACGGAUAAGAGCGUUAACGAAGGUAGCUCUGUUUAUUUUUGUCAAGGCUUUGUGAAUGAAGUUAUGGCUGCAGGACAAGGUAGUCCUCUUCCUCCUCCUGAUGUGAUUCAGAUUCUGUUGGCAAAUCCGGAGACUGAAACUGUUAUGACUCCGGAUUCGCCUUCGUUUCGAGGAUAUGUUAGUAACGGUGAAGCUGAUUCUGUGGGUGGUGAUAUGAGUAAGAUGAGGCAAGAUGCUUUCCUUUUGUUCAAGAACUUGUGUAAAUUGUCUAUGAGGUUUUCGUCGCAGGAGAACAACGAUGAUCAGAUUAUGGUUAGAGGUAAGACUUUGUCUUUGGAAUUGCUUAAGGUCAUUGUCGAUAAUGGUGGUCCUGUUUGGCGCUCUAAUGAAAGUUUCAUCAAUGCGGUUAAGCAAUACUUGUGCUUAUCGCUAUUGAAGAACAGUGCGGUGUCAAUCAUGUCGAUAUUCCAAUUGCAAUGUGCUAUAUUCAUGAGCUUGUUGUCGAAGCUUAGAUCAGUAUUGAAAGCGGAAAUCGGCAUUUUCUUUCCGAUGAUUGUUCUCCGUGUGCUAGAGAAUGUACUCAAUCCUAGUUUCUUGCAGAAGAUGACUGUUCUCAACUUGCUGGAUAAAAUGUCGCAGGAUCCGCAGUUGAUUGUUGAUAUCUUUGUGAACUAUGACUGCGAUGUGGAUUCCUCGAAUAUACUUGAAAGGAUUAUCAACGGUCUUUUGAAAACUGCUCUAGGACCACCGACCGGUUCAUCGACAACGCUGUCUCCAGGACAAGAUAGUACAUUUAGGAAUGAAUCUGUCAAGUGUUUGGUUAACGUAGUCAAGGCAAUGGGAAAUUGGAUGGAUCAGCAGUUAAAAGUGAAUGAGACUGUUUGGCCUAAGGGAUCACAAAUUUAUGCUUCUAUGGACAGUUAUGCAAGCCAGAUUGGUGAAGAAGGAACUAUAUCUGACUUCGAUUCGCAACCAGAUACGAAUCCCGAAGCUUAUGAUGCUUCAAUGCUUGAGCAACGAAGAGCGUACAAAAUUGAACUACAGAAGGGUAUCUCUCUGUUUAAUAGGAAGCCUUCGAAAGGUAUCGAGUUCCUCAUAAGCAGCAAGAAAAUAGGCAGUUCCCCUGAGGAAGUGGCUUCGUUUCUGAUUAAGACAGCAGGGCUUAAUGGAACGGUGAUUGGUGAUUAUCUUGGUGAAAGAGAAGAACUUCCACUCAAAGUUAUGCAUGCAUAUGUGGACUCGUUUAAUUUCGAAAAGAAGGAUUUUGUCGAAGCAAUAAGGUUCUUCCUACGCGGCUUUAGGCUACCAGGAGAAGCACAAAAAAUAGACCGAAUCAUGGAGAAAUUUGCAGAACACUACUGGAAAUGCAACCCUGACUCUUUUACAAGCGCAGACACUGCUUAUGUUCUUGCAUACUCCGUGAUAAUGCUCAACACAGAUGCACACAACAACAUGGUUAAGGAUAAGAUGGCGAAAGCUGACUUUGUCCGCAACAAUCGGGGAAUAGAUGACGGCAAGGACUUACCUGAAGAGUAUCUAGGCUCUCUAUAUGAUCGAGUUGUAAAAGACGAAAUCAAGAUGAACUCUGACACUUUAGCCCCACAAAGCAAACAAGUGAAUGGCUUGAAUAAACUAUUGGGUUUAGAUGGUAUCCUCAAUCUUGUUUCUUGGAUGCAACCAGAUGAGAAACCGCAUGGUGCUAAUGGACUUCUUAUAAGAGAUAUCCAGGAACAGUUCCAAGCUAAGUCAGGGAAAUCAGAGUCAGUUUAUCAUACUGUUACAGAUGUCUCGAUAUUGAGGUUCAUUCUCGAGGUCUCUUGGGGACCAAUGCUUGCUGCAUUCAGUGUCACUCUUGACCAGAGUGAUGAUAGACUGGCAACUUCUCUGUGCUUACAGGGAUUUCGUUAUGCCGUGCAUGUCACUUCAGUUAUGGGAAUGCAAACCCAGAGAGAUGCUUUUGUCACUUCCAUGGCCAAAUUCACUAAUCUCCAUUGUGCUGCAGAUAUGAAGCAGAAAAAUGUAGAUGCCGUAAAAGCGAUAAUAACAAUAGCCAUAGAAGACGGUAACCAUCUACAAGGAUCUUGGGAACAUAUUUUAACUUGCCUUUCCCGUAUCGAACAUCUGCAACUCCUGGGAGAAGUAUCACCUUCAGAUACACGUUAUACCCCUACAACAAAAGCUGAGGUAGAUGAAAAGAAAGCUUUGGGUUUUCCGCAUUUAAAGAAACGCGGAGCUCUUCAGAAUCCAUCUGUGAUGGCUGUAGUUAGAGGAGGUUCUUAUGAUAGUACUUCGCUUGUGAAAACCGUUCCCAAACUAGUUACUCCGGAUCAGAUCAAGAGUUUCAUUGCCAAUUUGAAUCUACUUGAUCAAAUAGGCAACUUUGAGCUGAACCAUGUCUAUGCCAAUAGCCAAAGGUUGAAUAGUGAAGCUAUAGUUGCUUUUGUUAAAGCGCUCUGCAAAGUCUCCAUGUCAGAACUUCAGUCACCAGCAGAUCCUCGUGUCUUUAGCCUCACAAAACUAGUCGAGACAGCGCAUUAUAACAUGAAUCGUAUCCGAUUAGUUUGGUCCCGCAUAUGGAACGUUUUGUCUGAUUUCUUCGUAUCAGUCGGCUUGUCAGAGAAUCUCUCUGUUGCAAUAUUUGUAAUGGACUCGCUUCGUCAGCUUUCUAUGAAAUUCUUGGAGCGUGAGGAGCUAGCAAACUACCAUUUCCAGCAUGAAUUUCUUCGACCAUUCGUCGUUGUCAUGCAGAAAAGUAGUUCCGCAGAGAUUAGAGAGCUAAUAGUCCGAUGUGUUUCUCAAAUGGUUCUAAGUCGAGUUAGUAAUGUGCAAUCUGGUUGGAAAAGUGUCUUCACAGUUUUUACAACUGCAGCGAUCGACGAGAGGAAGAACAUUGUACUAUUAGCUUUCGAGACUAUCGAGAAAAUCGUGCGGGAUCAUUUUCAUUGCAUAACCGAGACAGAGAUCUCGGUAUACGCAGACUGCAUUAGAUGCCUCAUCACCUUCACAAACAGCAAGUUUGAAGGCGACAUUGGUUUCAACACCAUAGAGUUUCUUCGCUUCUGCGCUUCAAAGCUCGCAGAUGGAGGACUUGUAUGGAACGAAAAACUCAAGAACAGUAAUAUCUCAGCUUUAAAGAAAGAUUCAUCUGAUUCACCGAGUGUUACUGACCUCGAUGAACAAGUAUCCUAUUGGGUUCCUCUGCUUUCAGGUUGUAAUCAGAUCCGGCUUCUAUGCUUUAUCAAUUACUACACACUUGCUAAGUUGCAUCCCUCUAUUUUCAUUUGUUCAGGUUUAUCUAAGCAAGCUUCAGAUCCGAGACCAGCGAUUCGAAAGCGGUCCAUAGAAGUACUAUUCAACAUUUUGAUGGAUCAUGGUCAUCUAUUUACAAGACCCUUUUGGACCGGAAUCUUCAGCUCAAUCAUUCUCCCUGUUUUCAACAACAUUCGUAGUAAAACCGAUAUGCGAUUCGAAGAAAGCGUAGAUUCUCCAUCCUCGGCUUCUCUAGACACCGAAGAAACCACAUGGGAUUCCGAGACAUCAACAUUCGCAUUGCAGCUUCUCGUAGAUCUACUCGUUAACUUUUUCAGUUCCGUGAGAUCUCAGCUUUCGAGCGUUGUGUCAAUCAUCAUAGGGUUCAUAAAGAGUCCGGUUCAAGGCUCAACGGGAUCUGGAAUCUCUGUCUUGCUUCGUUUAGCUGAUGGAUUAGCUCGAAACGCCACUAAAGAUGAAUGGAGAGAGAUUUUCUUGGCUCUCAAGGAAGCAGCCUCGCUUACUUUCGCGGGUUUCAUGAAAGUCUUGAGAACCAUGGAUGAUAUCGAAGAUAUCGAAACAAUCUCAGGCCAAAGCGUAAACAAAGAUGAUCUCGAUGAUGAUAAUCUUCACAUCAUGUCUUAUGUUGUCUCCAGAACAAAGAAACACAUUGAUGCUGUGAGUGAUUUAUACACGAAAAACCAAUACUCAUUUUCCGCGACACACGUAGAUAUCCUCGCAGACAUUUUCUCGUGCAUCGCGUCUCACGCGCAGCAACUAAACACAGACACAGUCCUUAGAAGGAAAUUCAAGAGAGCAUGCUCAGUACAAAACCUAACAGAGCCUCAACUACUUAACUUCGAGAACGAAUCUAACAAAGCCUACAUGAAUUUCCUUCAAGACAUGGUCAAUUGCAAUCCAAACGUCUCUAAAGAACUCGAUUUAGAGUCUCGUUUAAUCGCUGAAUGCGCGAAAGUCGUCAAGAUCUACCUUAGAUGCACAGGUCAACAACAAGAACAACAAAGAAAACCGUUGAAUUGGAUUCUUCCGAUGGAAUCAGAUCGGAUUGAAGAAGCUACGGCGAGAACUUCGUUGCUUGUUUCGUCGCUCGAAGCUUUGUGUUCAUUAGAAGCAGAGUCUCUGAAACGACACGUGUCGAGCUUCUUCCCUUUGUUGGUGGAUCUUGUCAGGACUGAACAUUGCUCUCCACAAGUUCCGUACGUCUUAAGCAAUGUUUUGAAAUCGUGCAUUGGUCCUAUUUUGGCUUAA
Messenger RNA from Arabis nemorensis, 5169 nucleotides. Lineage: Eukaryota; Viridiplantae; Streptophyta; Magnoliopsida; Brassicales; Brassicaceae. The record is from the annotation of a GenBank genome assembly.